This is a messenger RNA of Beta vulgaris subsp. vulgaris (sugar beet), 1263 nucleotides long. RefSeq lists its product as uncharacterized. The transcript has a single exon. The coding region runs from base 1 to 1263 and encodes 420 amino acids. Lineage: Eukaryota; Viridiplantae; Streptophyta; Magnoliopsida; Caryophyllales; Amaranthaceae. The record is from RefSeq and is a predicted model, not a curated record.
AUGAACAAUGAACUGGAUGCCUUAGAACACAAUGACACAUGGGAAGUUACUUCUCUUCCUGCCCACAAAACAGCCAUAGGCUCUAAAUGGUUGUACAGGACUAAAUUCUACCCUGAUGGUACCAUUGAGAGGUACAAAGCUAGAUUGGUAAUUCUUGGUUGCAAACAACAAUAUGGUGUUGAUUAUUUAGAGACCUUUGCCCCUGUUGCCAAAAUGACAACAGUGAGAACCUUACUAGCAGUAGCAGCAAUGCAACACUGGCACACAGUACAAAUGGAUGUGAGUAAUGCCUUUUUACAUGGGGAAUUAUCUGAAACAGUCUAUAUGACUCUUCCUAAAGGCUAUACCACCUUUGGCAGCAGGAUAAACCCUGAUACACUUCCCUUCAACAAGCCUACUUCCCAAAACACACAAGUGUGCAAGCUAAAAAAGGCUCUUUAUGGCCUCAAGCAAGCUCCAAGGCAAUGGUUCUCUAAACUCUCUCACACUCUCUUACAACUUGGGUUCCACCAGUCCAAAGCUGAUUACAGCCUCUUUCUUAACCAUUCUCACACUCACAUCACAUUGAUUCUCAUCUAUGUUGAUGACUUGCUCCUCUGUGGGUCAUCUCUCCCUCAUCUCACUGAAAUUCAAAACCUCCUCUCACAAACCUUCAAAAUGAAAGACCUUGGCCCUGUUAGCUACUUUCUUGGCUUGGAAAUACAUAGGUCUGCUGCUGGAUUUUUCCUCUCUCAGCAUAAAUACUGCACUGACAUCCUUAAGGAACAUGGCCUACUUCAUUGUAAACCUCUCCAACUUCCCCUGGAUUCUCAUCUCAAACUUACAGCAGACAAGGGGAAUGCUCUUCCUAAUCCUACACCUUAUCAGAGGCUGCUAGGGAAAUUGAUUUACCUAACAAUCACUAGGCCUGACAUCUGCUUCACAGUGCAACUUUUAGCUCAAUUCAUGCAACACCCUACUACAGUUCACAUGCAGGCAGCCAAGAGAUUGUUAAGAUACAUAGAUGGCAACCCCAGGCAAGGUAUUCUCUUAGCCACAUCUACUGCUGCAGAGCUAAAGGCUUAUUGUGACAGUGAUUGGGCUAGUUGUCCAAUCACUAGGAGGUCAACCACUGGCUACUACAUCUUCUUUGGGAUCUCUCCAGUCUCUUGGAAGACCAAGAAACAGACUGUGGUAGCAAGAUCUUCUGCUGAGGCUGAAUAUAGGGCUAUGCCCUCACAACAUGUGAAGUCACUUGGCUUUCAGCUCUUCUCAAGGAUCUAG